Messenger RNA from Didymodactylos carnosus, 1131 nucleotides. The record is from the annotation of a GenBank genome assembly. Lineage: Eukaryota; Metazoa; Rotifera; Eurotatoria; Philodinida; Philodinidae.
AUGAUAAUGAGCGUUAAUGGUGAUGAUUCGAGUGAACUGCCUGAUUAUUUUGAUAAUGUUUUAUUACAGCACAUCGAUAAAAAUAAUUGUUAUCAGCAUGAUGUUGCCGAACAUACGAUGGACUCUGGCUAUUUGACAUUUUUUUCCUUCUCAUUAUCAUCGUCGCAGUGUUGCUCUCCCAAUCAUUCAGUAUUACUUCCACAACAGCCAACUGAUAUUGUUCUUAUCGAUUAUGAACAAGAAAUUAAAGAAGACACAUCAUUAAACAGUGCAUAUUUUUCAUCCUAUGAAGAUUAUGAGAUAUAUUUAAAAACAAAAAAGUAUAUUGAUAUAUUUACUCGUUUAUCUCAACACAGUGUAUUUCAUCUUAUUAAUAAAAUUUUAAGUUAUUUAUCUGCGAAUGAUAUUGAACACUGUUCAUACGUUUCACGCAAUUGGUAUAAUAUCCUUGGUAAAUAUUAUUUCGAACAAAAUGAACAUAAACAGUUUAAAAAUGUUAAACGAAAUUUAUUUUCAAGUGAGAGAAAUACUGUUUAUGAAAUAUUAUCACAACAAACACCGUUAAAACGACAAUGUCGAUCGCAAUUAUCACAGCAUCAUCUUCAUUGUCUGUUUAUACCCACACCAAUUUCUAUCAAUAAUACAGCAACACGUGUUUCACAACAUCAUCCAUUACAUCCCCUAACAAAUAUGUCUUAUUCUUCAACUCCAGUACAAAACUCGUCCUCAUCUCGUAUACCAUCGGUAAAUACCAAUGAUGAUCAAAAUGUUCAUCCAUUAGAGAUUGAUAAUCGACCAUUUCAAAGGUUAUUAUUUUCUCCUCCGUCAACAAAAAAACGAAAAACAUAUCGCUAUGAGUAUUUGAAAUAUCUUCAUGGUCCAACAAUUCCAAAACGUUGUCCGAUUUGUUCUUAUAUAUCUGUUGUAGAUGUUAAUGAUCAACAUGGUAUUUGUUCAAAUCCAACGUGUCAAAAUAAUUUUUGUUAUCGUUGUUCCGGACCCUAUCAUCCAUUGAGUCCGUGUAAAAUAAAAACUGGUCCAAUUAUGUCACCAUUAAAAAAACGACAACCAAUAUCACCCAUAUUUUCAAAUAAAACACGUACAAAUUUAAAACGUUUAGCAUUGAAAUAA